GGUAAUUUCCUCAAUUUUGGCAAAAAGUAAUAAUUAGUGAUAUGAAUACUAUAUAAGAUAUAAAGUAUAAAAAGACUUAAGACGUAAAAGCAGAUAUAAAGUUGUAAGUCUCUUAACUCUCUUCAAUCAAAACUUAUAUAAUAGAAGUUAACGAUUAAUAUUUAGGAGAUAUUAUAGAAUACUGUAUGAUAUUUGAAUGAUAUUGAUAUAAAAAAACUCAACGAUAUUUUUGCUGCAAACAAAUAAAACAUAUAAAAAUGGGACGAAAAGGAAAGAAAAAACAAAAUGUGCAGAAUCAUCCACACUCAUCUAUUUCACAAGAAAAUAGCCCAGACCAACAACAAAAUCCAAGUGAUUUACAACAGCAAUAUGUUUCACAACCACAAGUACAUAGUCAACACCAGCAAUCGGACAUUUCACAUGCAUGUCCAAAACAACAGUCAGAUAGUCCUCAGCAACAAGCAUGGACAUAUGAUCAACAACAACAACAACAUAGUUCACCGCAACAACAUAGUCAAAGGCAACAGUUGAAUAGUCCUCAACAACAAGCAUGGAGACCUAGUCAACAACAACAUAGUUCACCACAACAAUUACAUGGUCAAAGGCAACAGUCGAAUAGUCCUCAGCAACAAGCAUGGAGACUUAAUCAACAACAUAGUUCACCACAACAACCACAUGGUCAAAGGCAACAGUCAAAUAGUCCUCAGCAACAAGCAUGGAGAUCUAAUCAACAACAACAACAUAGUUCACCACAACAACCACAUGGUCAAAGGCAACAGUCAAAUAGUCCUCAGCAACAAGCAUGGAGAUCUAAUCAACAACAACAACAUAGUUCACCGCAACAACUACAUUGUCAAAGGCAACAAUCGAAUAGUCCUCAGCAACAAGCAUGGAGACCUAAUCAGCAACAACAACAUAGUUCACCGCAACAAUCACAUAGUCAAAGGCAACAGUCAAAUAGUCCUCAGCAACAAGCAUGGAGACUUAAUCAACAACAUAGUUCACCGCAACAACCACAUAGUCAAAGACAACAAUCGAAUAGUCCUCAGCAACAAGCAUGGAGACCUAAUCCACAACAUAGUUCACCGCAACAACCACAUAGUGAAAGACAACAGUCGAAUAGUCCUCAGCAACAAGCAUGGAGACCUAAUUCACAACAUAGUUCACCGCAACAACCACAUAGUGAAAGACAACAGUCGAAUAGUCCUCAGCAACAAGCAUGGAGACCUAAUCCACAACAUAGUUCACCGCAACAACUACAUAGCCAAAGGCAACAAUCGAAUAGUCCUCAGCAACAAGCAUGGAGAUCUAACCAACAACAGCAUAGCUCACCGCAACAACCACAUAGUCAAAGACAACAGUCGAAUAGUCCUCAGCAACAAGCAUGGAGACCUAAUCAACAACAACAUAGUUCACCGCAACAACCACAUAGUCAAAGACAACAGUCGAAUAGUCCUCAGCAACAAGCAUGGAGACCUAAUCAACAACAACAACAACAACAACAACAACAACAACAACAUAGUUCACCACAACAAUCACAUAGUCAAAGGCAACAGCUUAGUAUCUCACAUCAAGAAAUAAUGUCAGAUAAUCAUCAAGAACAACAACAACCAAGUGGUUCACAAGAAUUACAUAGUCUGCAACAGUCAUCUGUUUCACAGCUAUCUCAUUCAGAACAGUCACAGCAGGAAACUGCUGUUGUUUUAAAAAAAAUUGAUUCAUUUACACAAAAUAUGCAUGAUAUGUAUUUGGCUCAAAUACCAAAACGAACUAAUCAAAUAAAUAAAUUAGGUAGAAAUAUUAUUGUGGAAACAAAUAUGCUUAAACUCAUUUUUGCACAAAAUUUUCAAACAAAUAUUAUACAUUAUGAUGUAAUCAUAACACCAGAUAAACCAAAAUUUUUAUUAAGGACUGUUUUUGAAGAAUUUAGAAAAAAGCAAUGUCCAAAAAGAUAUCCUGCAUUUGAUGGCAAAAAAAAUGCAUAUAGUGCAAAAAUUCUUCCUUUUGGUGAUAAAAGUAAGGAAGAAGAAGUAAAAAUUGUCGAUGCUAAUACAGGAAAAGAAAGAAAUUUCAAAAUAUAUUUAAAUAAAGUUGCAUCUCUUGAUUUAUCAUGGUUAACAAGUCUAAAAUGUGAUUUGAUGGAUUCUGAAAGGAAUCAAAAAUGUAUACAAGCAUUAGAUAUUAUUUUACGUCAUGGACCUGCAUACCAAUAUACAACGGUUGGCAGAUCACUUUUUCAACCACCAGAACCAGGAAGGAUUGUAUCAUUAUCAAAUGGAUUAGAUUUAUGGGUUGGUGUAUUUCAAUCUGUUAUAAUUGGAUCUAAACCAUAUUUAAAUAUAGAUGUUGCACAUAAAGGAUUUCCUAAAAGUCAAUCAGUUAUUGAUUUGAUGAAAGAACUAUGUAAUGUACAGGAUUUAACUCCAAAAGAUAUAGAACGCAAUCUUGUUAAUAUAAAUAAAUUUUUAAAAGGAUUAAAAAUUCAAUAUGAAUUACCUGGACAACCUACUACUAAAAGAACUUAUCGUGUAAAUAAAUUAGUUGAUUCUCCAAGAGAAAAUAAAUUUCAUUUGGAAGAUCAAACUUUAUAUUCGGUUGAAAAAUAUUUUUUGCAAAUUAAAAAAUAUUCAAUAAAAUAUCCCAAUCUGCCAUGCCUUUGGGUAGGAUCUCGGAAUAACUCAAUUUAUUUACCUGUUGAGUUAUGCACGAUAAUUGCCGGACAAGUUAUACACAAAGAAAUGAAUAAAAUUCAAACUUCUAAGAUGAUUCGUGAAACAGCAACUAAUACACAAAAACGUAAAGAAAAAAUUAUGAAUAGUUUUGCUAAGAUGAAUUUAAAUCAGCAGCCAACUUUAAUGAAUGAAUUUCAUUUUUCUGUAAAUGCAGAAUUUGAAAAAGUACCAGCAAGAGUUCUAAAAGCUCCAAAAUUACAGUAUAAAGAAAAAGAAGUUACUGUAUGUAAGGGAACAUGGAAAGCAGAAAAAUUUUUUAGUCCUUGUGUUUUACCAAAGAAUUUAUGGACUAUUUUAAACUUGGAUAAAUUCGUGCAUACUCAUGAUUUAUAUAAUUUACAUGAAAAACUACUUCAUGGUGGUAAGUUCUUGAACAUGGAGAUUGAAGAAGCACAAACUCCAUUUACAAAUUUAACUAUUAAAACAAAUAUUAGUAAUAUUAUCGAAUAUUUUAAAGAUAAAAAGAAACAAAAUAUACUACUUGUAAUAGUGAUACUUCCAAAUUUAGAGAAUGCAUAUAGUAUUGUAAAGCAAAUUUCUGAACUUCAAAUACAUGAAGGUAUUGUAACUCAAUGUAUAAAAAAUCAAACUUUAAAAAAAUUAAAUGAUUCAACAAUUGGGAAUAUUCUGUUAAAAAUUAAUUCAAAGCUUAAUGGUAUUAAUCAUAUUAUUACUCCUACUAAUCGUCCAAAUUGUCUACAUAAGCCAUGUAUGAUAAUUGGUGCAGAUGUGACUCAUCCAUCACCUGAUGCUAUAAAUGUACCCUCAAUUGCAGCUGUAGCAGCAAGUCAUGAUCCAAAUGCUUUUAAGUAUAAUGUUGAAAUAAGACUUCAAUCACCGAGAGAAGAAAUAAUUCAAGAUUUGGAAGAAAUUAUGAUCAUUCAAUUGAAAUACUUUUAUACAACAACGAGACAAAAACCUCAGAAAUUAAUUUUUUAUCGAGAUGGAGUAAGUGAAGGACAACUUACACAAAUAAUGCAUAAAGAAUUAUCUGCAAUAAAAAAAGCUAUUGCACGUUUAGAGAAAUCUGAUGAAUUAAAAAUCCCAAUCACAUUUCUUGUAGUUCAAAAACGACAUCAUGUACGCCUUUUUCCAACUGAUGUGAAGAAUUCUGAUGAUAAAAAUUUUAAUGUACAAGCGGGAACUAUUGUUGAUACUGAAAUUACACAUCCAACUCAUAUAGAUUUUUAUCUUGUAUCUCAUACUAGCAUACAAGGUACUGCUAGGCCUACAAAAUAUAGAUGUAUAUGCAAUGAAAAUCAAAUGCCUGAAAAUGAAAUUGAACAACUUACAUAUUAUCUUUGUCAUAUGUUUGCACGUUGUACAAGAUCUGUUAGUUAUCCUGCGCCUACAUAUUAUGCUCAUUUAGCUGCUUUUAGAGCAAGAGCAUUAAUACACAAUAUUCCAUUGAAUAUAGAUAAUCUGCAAGAGGAACAGCGGAAAAAAAUGACCUUAAGAAUAAAUAAAAGUUCACCUAUGUUUUUUGUAUAAAAUAAAUAUAUUAUUUUAAUAUGUAAUAUGUAAUAUGUAAUAUGUAAUAUUCUUGAA
Molecule: messenger RNA, 4280 nt
Organism: Apis laboriosa (Himalayan honeybee)
Lineage: Eukaryota; Metazoa; Arthropoda; Insecta; Hymenoptera; Apidae
Gene: AGO2
Product: protein argonaute-2
Exons: 15
Coding region: 258-4223 (1321 amino acids)
Molecular function (GO): protein binding; RNA binding
Source: RefSeq, a predicted model, not a curated record